Molecule: messenger RNA, 1229 nt
Organism: Mesitornis unicolor (brown roatelo)
Lineage: Eukaryota; Metazoa; Chordata; Aves; Mesitornithiformes; Mesitornithidae
Gene: RETREG3
Product: family with sequence similarity 134, member C
Exons: 8
Biological process (GO): reticulophagy
Source: RefSeq, a predicted model, not a curated record
GUUUUUUGCUCUGACUUCUCUUCGCUUGCUGUUCCUGGUUGCGUUUACCCUUAUUGUAGUAGUUUGUCUGGAUCAGUGGAAGAACAAAAUCUGGCCUGAAAUUGGAGUGGCAAGACCUGAUGAAUUAGACAAUGAGAGCUGGGGAUACGUUCACCCUCGGCUGCUCGGCGUGCCAGAACUCUGUCACCAUUUAGCUGAAGGGUGGGUGUCUUGGACCAACUUCUUAAGUAAUCUUUUCAUUUUCAAGAGGCAGAACCCUGGAAAGUUUUGCCUUCUAGUGUGUGGAGUCUUGACUUUCCUGGCUGUCCUGGGCCGGUAUAUCCCUGGGCUCUUGCUCUCAUACUUGCUGUUGCUCUCCAUCCUGCUGUGGCCCCUUGCUGUGUACCACAGACUGGGGCAGCGCAUGUACGUGAAGCUGGAGCCAGCUCUGCAGCGGCUGGAUUUCAGCGUUCGAGGCUACAUGGUAUCAAAGCAGCGGGAGAAGCAAUUGCGUCGCCGAGCCCUGCAUCAGGAGGCUGCGGAUGAUGGGAGUGACAGUGAAGAGGAGCUUGCUGCGUUCUGUCCCAAGCUGGAUGACUCUGUGGUUGCCAAGGAGCUAACCAUUUCUGACUCGGAGCAUUCGGAUGCUGAGGUUUCCUACACUGAAAAUGGGAUCUUCAACCUCUCGAGGGGCCAGACCCCCCUGACAGAGGGAUCCGAAGACCUGGAUGGUCACAGUGACCCAGAGGAAUCCUUUGCCAGGGAUCUCCCCGACUUCCCUUCCAUAAACCCAGAAGCCACUGGCAUAGAUGACGAGGACGACACCAGCAUCGGGAUCCCAAGCCUGGCUUACCGCCCGCAGGUGACAGAUGAUCUGCACCUCCCUUACGACCAGGAGGAAGCGGUGACGCUGCCGUCGGUGCAGAACCUCACCAACAACAUAGCGGGGUUCGUCACCAGGGGGAUGAUCCAGCUCGCGCUGUCAGGAGCCCCUCAGCCCGGCUCCUCGCGCAGCGACCGUCCCCAGAGGGGUGCAAAGACUUACCUGAGAGCAGCCAGCUCAGACUUGGACACUGAUGCGGAAGGGGAUGACUUUGAACUGCUGGAUCAGUCGGAGCUGAACCAGCUGGAUCCCGCAGGCUCGCGGGGCCAGUAACCAUCCACUGCUUCCCUCUGGUUUUCUGCUGCGCGUCGUGGAGGGGAUCCCAGGAGGAAAAGCCUUGCACAGUUCUCCAGAGCGUCCCCCGUGU